Molecule: messenger RNA, 2475 nt
Organism: Dufourea novaeangliae
Lineage: Eukaryota; Metazoa; Arthropoda; Insecta; Hymenoptera; Halictidae
Product: RNA-binding protein fusilli
Exons: 10
Coding region: 94-2475 (793 amino acids)
Biological process (GO): regulation of RNA splicing
Cellular component (GO): nucleoplasm; ribonucleoprotein complex
Molecular function (GO): mRNA binding
Source: RefSeq, a predicted model, not a curated record
UAAGUUUUGCUCCUCUCGACUACCUAAAGUGGGAAUACAUACAACAGUGUCGGAACACGGAUCGAGAGGAACGGAAAUCCGUGGGCAUAGAAGAUGCAGACGACGACGGGCGCGAGGGGACCGACCCACCUGGUCGCCCUUUACGUGGCCACCGCCGGUCUUCAGGGUAAUGCUCUCGGUUCGGAUGAGGAGGAGAUCACGCUGCUGGUUUACGUGCUCAUUGAUGUGCUGCAGAACAAGGUGCUGGGAAGGCAACAGUACAUUGUACGACCGAUGGUAAUGGACGAGAGCUGUACGCCUGGAACCGGUAGCGACAAUCCGGCGGUUGCCGGAAGUAGCGGAGUGAUCAGCGAGGCGGCACUGACUCAUGCUCCGACGUUAACUGAAAAAACCGUACGGGAACACGGGAUUCCCCUGGAACAGGCCAUCGAGCAGUUCGAGGCAUGGUGGUCGUCGAUGUCCUGUGUGACGUCCGGUACCGCGCCGCGUUUCGUCGUAGACGGACAGGCGCCGUUGAGACAAUGUCUGCACCCGGAGGCUUGUAACAAAGACAUCGAGUUGCCGGAACCGUACAACCUCUUUCACGAUCUCCGCAAGGAAUUCGUCGCCUGUUAUUCCACACACGGGGAGCUCUCGACCUUUGGAAUACAGGAGAUGUUGGAAUAUUUCGGUUUAUCGUCGGACACCGAGAACGAUUAUCACGUGAAAGAAAUACAGGACAUGAUUAGCGUGAUACAAAGGAUGAUCAAAGAUGGUCACGUCUUCCAAACUCCUGAAGUAGUUAACAUUAUUUUAGAACCUGGCAUAUGCUCAAAAGAUGAAGAAGUGGACAAUGGCUGUGUAGUAAGAGCACGUGGUCUUCCUUGGCAAUCAUCAGACCAGGAUAUAGCAAAAUUUUUUCGCGGCUUAAAUGUUGCCAAGGGUGGUGUAGCUCUGUGUUUGAGUCCUAUGGGAAGACGAAACGGAGAAGCUUUGGUACGAUUUGUUAAUAAAGAACACAGAGAUAUGGCACUAAAGAGACACAAACAUCACAUGGGAGGACGGUAUAUCGAAGUUUACAAGGCCUCUGGCGAGGACUUUGUCGGUGUUGCCGGCGGAACAAGUGGCGAGGCUCAUGCAUUUUUGUCAAGAGGAGCUCAAGUAAUUGUUAGAAUGCGAGGCCUGCCGUACGACUGUGUCGCUAAGCAAGUGUUGGACUUCUUUUUGUCGGGGCAGAAGCCCUGCCACGUGUUGGACGGGGAGGACGGUGUUCUGUUCGUGAAGAAACCAGAUGGCAGGGCAACGGGAGACGCUUUCGUUCUUUUUGCAAAAGAGGAGGACGCCGUGAAGGCUUUGAGCAAGCACAGAGAUUGUAUUGGUAGCCGGUACAUCGAACUUUUUCGAAGUACCAUCGCCGAGGUGCAACAGGUCUUGAACAGGGCGAUCGACCCGAAACAGGUCGUACUUCCAACACCACCCAUUCCGCAGCUUUCCGCGAUACUUCCCCAGCAUAUAAUCACAUCUGGUACGCGUAAGGAUUGCGUACGGUUGCGUGGCCUUCCGUACGAGGCACUCGUGGAGCACAUUCUUGAGUUCAUGGGGGAGCAUUCUAAGAAUAUUGUCUACCAAGGUGUUCAUAUGGUUUAUAACGCUCAAGGCCAGCCGUCCGGCGAAGCGUUCAUUCAGAUGGACAGCGAGAGUUCUGCGUUUGCGUGCGCCUCCCAACGGCAUCACCGGUACAUGAUCUACGGGAAGAAGCAACGGUACAUCGAAGUCUUUCAGUGCAGCGGGGACGAUAUGAAUCUGGUAUUGACAGGUGCGGUAACACCGCCGUCGACCAAGGCUCUGCUAUCACCCGGUACGUUGACCACACAAACCCCCACCACAUUGACACAUCCACCGCCGCCGACGCCGGUACCGGUCCCGGUACCGUCGGCGCAGCCUCCCCUCUGGGACAUUCACGCGUUAGUACAGGCUCAGGCGCAAGCACAGGCGCAGGCUCAAGCCCAGGCCCAGGCCCAGGCGCAGGCGAUCCGUAACCAGGACUUUUGGCUGAUGGCCCUGGCCUCGAAUCCACCGCCCACCUCUACCACUCCCGCCUCUCCGACCUCGUCGAUCUCGAAAACACUGGCCCUACCCGGGCCGAAUCCUCAGCAUCAGAUUCCCGCUUACGCGAUGUCUCCUCCACUAGCCGCAGCCGCUCUCCACGCUCAACCACCGGGUCCCGCCCCGUUUCUGCUCUUCAAUAUGCCCUCGAGAAUUCCGAUUCUAAGGGCUCCAACGCCUCACAGUCUUCUCGCUCCUCUCGUUCAAGCUCCCAUCAAUCCAGCCGCGAUUAUGGGAUUGAAACGAACCUGGGAAUCUGCGUUCCCUCCAGACGGACCAGGCGCUGUCGCGAAACGCGCCACGUGGCACACACCGGCGACCGCGUUCGCCCAGACUCCGGCUGCCGCGCCAGGCUUGCCUUAUCCUGCUCAAUUUUACCCCCAGAUCUAG